This is a messenger RNA of Chaetomium fimeti, 1484 nucleotides long. RefSeq lists its product as uncharacterized. The record is from RefSeq and is a predicted model, not a curated record. Gene Ontology annotation, molecular function: protein kinase activity; ATP binding. Gene Ontology annotation, biological process: protein phosphorylation. The transcript is spliced from 2 exons. Lineage: Eukaryota; Fungi; Ascomycota; Sordariomycetes; Sordariales; Chaetomiaceae. The coding region runs from base 111 to 1238 and encodes 375 amino acids.
CAGCCCUGCCCUUUUGAACACUCGUCACAAUCUUCUCAUCCGUACCUGAAAUCUGCUUUCCUCUUCCUUAAGGCAUUUCCUGACUUUCCCAACCGAGCCGGCACGUGACCAUGUCAAAUAUCGAGAACACGCGGCCCCGAUAUAUCGGAACGAGGUCUCUACGGAAUUCUGUUGGGUCCAUUGUGUUCAACUUUGUGUUCAACGGUGUGUUGUUCCGCGUUGUCGCAGCUACCCCCGACGAUGCUGGUGAAGCCUUGGUUCCUGUUGAUUACGAUUACGACGAGUCCAUCGAAGGCAAAAUCAUCAACGAAAUCAUCGACCUGUCCAUGCUUGAAGGGGACGCGGCGCGGGACGCGGCAAACCAAGAAGCAACCGAACGGCUGAAAAUGCAGCUGGCUGACCUGGCCGCCGAUGUGUGCCUCCCGACCAUGCGGCGCCUGGCACCGAGCCAGCUACCGGCGGUGCAAACACUGCAGGACGAGCUCUACCGCCCGACCUAUGCUCUACAAGUUCUCACGGAGGGCAACAAGCUGACGUGUCUGACGCUGGACGGCUACACGGGGAUCCCAGAGCGCCACCCACCCGUACCCGACGAGAGGCUACGGGCAAUUGGACUCGACCUUGACACCACCGAUCUUCUUGUUGUCAAGCCAUCGCAGGUUAUCCUGGUUCGGCGUCUACAACACUUGGUCUCGGCGGUAACGGUGGACGGUGAAGAAAUGGUUUGCAAGGCCUCGCUUGACCUCUUUGAACAUGCAGUUGGCGAUGAACUUGCGACGUAUCUGAAAAUAAGAGCGGCCGGGGUCAAGUUCAAGAUACCCGAGCUAAAAGGCAUCAUACGAUCCCACCGCGGAGUGGUCGGCAUCCUGCUUUCCUACAUCCCUCAUAAGCACCACAGUCUCCACACCAUCCUGGCCGGUGUUAAAGAAGGCACCAUCCCAGCCAGUGAAGCGACCCCAUCGUCGCGGCAGAGGUGGGCGUGGCAGAUUAAGGAGACUGUGGCGGGCCUGCAUGGCGUAGGAAUUCUCUGGCGAGAUCUCAAGACCCACAACAUUCUCAUCGAUGACAACGGUGACGCCGUCGUGCUUGACUUUGGCGGAGGGAACACGGUAGGUUGGGUCGACAACGACAAGUACGCCACCAUGCAGGGCGAGGAACAGGGGCUUGGGAAAAUAAUGGAGGCCUUGGGAGUACAGGAUUUGGGCCUGGUGGGCGGUGUUGGGGUUGAUGAGGCCUGAUGGCUUGUCCGCUUUUUUGUUUGUUUGCUGCUAGAAGUUCCGUAUCUGCUUGGAGUGGUCUAGAACCGCAGCUAUGAGGACAGGAAAGCGGGCCUUUUGAACAACUAGGACCAGAAGCCGUAGUUGUUAGAGAGAGAGUGAAACCGCGACUCUGGACCUGGUGUUUGCAAUGUGUAGCGGCCGAGUUGCCCUGGGCAGGUACGGGGUAAGACCGUUUACAGGGAUAAAUUCAAUUUUUUCAGGCGC